Gorilla gorilla gorilla (western lowland gorilla) is the source of this 1655-nucleotide messenger RNA. RefSeq names its product LY6/PLAUR domain containing 6B (gene LYPD6B). NCBI's taxonomy places the organism in Eukaryota, Metazoa, Chordata, Mammalia, Primates, Hominidae. The record is from RefSeq and is a predicted model, not a curated record. The transcript is spliced from 8 exons. Bases 468 to 1040 code for a protein of 190 amino acids. Gene Ontology annotation, molecular function: acetylcholine receptor regulator activity.
ACCUGUCCCGGCCCGGCCCCCUCCCGCGCCCCAGGUGGUUCAGGGCGGGGAGGAGCCGCGCCCCGCCCCGCGCGGUCGCAGCCAACGCCGGCCCCAGGCGGGUGCGCUGGGAGCCUGGGCCGGGAGCCGGGUGAGGGCGCCGAGAGGCUCGGUGGGCGCGGGCGGCGAGCCUUCUUGUACCAUGAGGCAGAAGGCCCUGCUGAGGAUGGUGGACCAGUAAGAUAACAGUAACCUGGGUUCCUCCUGAGUUUGUGAAGCCCACUUCAAGAUAUGCCACACUUCUGCCUGCUGUUGGCAACCCUCCUGGACUAGGCUGCUCUUGUUAAUCACAUGGAUGUUAUGUGAAAGGCAUUGUACAGAAGAAGAUGAGAAUCACAGUAAACCAAACAAAGGAAAUGCAGAAGAGACAUUUUCAGCUGAAUAUUGGAAAGUAAGAUUCCCUGCGAGCAGGAACUCAGGCAACGUCAAUGAACAACAUGACGCCUGACACAUCAUAUAAGAGUUCGGACUGCCCAGCACACGAGGUCAGCAUGCUGCUCCUCUGUCACGCUCUCGCUAUAGCUGUUGUCCAGAUCGUUAUCUUCUCAGAAAGCUGGGCAUUUGCCAAGAACAUCAACUUCUAUAAUGUGAGGCCUCCUCUUGACCCUACACCAUUUCCAAAUAGCUUCAAGUGCUUUACUUGUGAAAACGCAGGGGAUAAUUAUAACUGCAAUCGAUGGGCAGAAGACAAAUGGUGUCCACAAAAUACACAGUACUGUUUGACAGUUCAUCACUUCACCAGCCACGGAAGAAGCACAUCCAUCACCAAAAAGUGUGCCUCCAGAAGUGAAUGUCAUUUUGUCGGUUGCCACCACAGCCGAGAUUCUGAACAUACGGAGUGUAGGUCUUGCUGUGAAGGAAUGAUCUGCAAUGUAGAAUUACCCACCAAUCACACUAAUGCAGUGUUUGCCGUAAUGCACGCUCAGAGAACAUCUGGCAGCAGUGCCCCCACACUCUACCUACCAGUGCUUGCCUGGGUCUUUGUGCUUCCAUUGCUGUGAUGCCACCACUCCUAGGAGAGGCAGAGACCAGCCUCUAAAGCACAAGCCAAAAACUGUGUGAACGGUGAACUUUGGAGUGAAGAUCAAUCUUGCACUUGGUGAAGAGUGCACAUUGGACCUCAAGGAGAAAGCCAGUGGUUUGCUUGGAUAAAAUGUUCCCACAUGAGGCCACGGGAGUGAGGAUGGGAUUUUGGCAGGGCCUGAGAAGAUGGUCUGACUUCCAGGCUUCCUGGUCAAAGAGAGCUACGUUUGGGCAGUUCUGCAGAGAGGAUCCUGGCAACUAGUCCCACCUGACUAGGCCUUUAGCUGAAAGGAUUUCUUGACCUCCUUGACUGCCUCAGAGGCUGCCAGGUCAAACCCUCUUGUUUAUGUGAUUAGCUCAGAGCGUCUCUAUGAAAUGUAACCCUUCCCCUCAUGAGAAAGCAGUUUUCCCCACCAACAGCAUAGUCAAUGAGAAAGGCAACUGUACGAAGAAAACUUCCAGUUGAACUAAUAUGAAAUCUAUUUGCAAAUUAUGGGGGGAAAUAAAGCUUUUAAAUUAUACAAUGUAAAUGCAUGCUUGUGUGUUUCUUGACUGAUGUGGAGACCUCUGGUGAAACAGUUACCAGGGUCAUA